Molecule: messenger RNA, 462 nt
Organism: Microthlaspi erraticum
Lineage: Eukaryota; Viridiplantae; Streptophyta; Magnoliopsida; Brassicales; Brassicaceae
Source: the annotation of a GenBank genome assembly
AUGUACUAUGUGUUGGGAGAUCCGACAACAAAGCCAAAGGGAUAUGAUCCAAUGACAGAAGCUGUGCUACUGUGGGAAAGAGACAAAUCUCCUACAAAGACAAGAUACAAUCUCUCCCCAUUUGCAAUCUCUCUUAAUGAGAUAACUCCUAGGAUGUUGGACAAAAUGCCUCCAACAGAUUCAAGAUUGAGACCAGACCAAAGACACUUAGAAAACGGCGAGUAUGAAUCAGUAAACGCCGAGAAACUGAGACUCGAACAGUUGCAGAGACAGGCAAGGAGGCUGCAGGAGAAAGGAUGGAAACCGAGAUGGUUCGAAAAGGAUGAAGAAGGGAAUUAUAGGUACGUAGGAGGUUACUGGGAAGCAAGAGAGAAGAGAGAUUGGGAUACAAUCACUGACAUUUUCAAGAAGCAGCAGCAACAACAGCGUAACACUCUUUCAUCUUCAUCUACAUUUCUUUAA